AUGGAUUUUACCUUGAGGGAAGAGGUGGGUUCAGAGAUGGAGAAGAAACACCCAGCAUCGUCUCAGUCAAUGCCUAAAUCAAUCGACCAACUGAGAGUUGCGCCUCAGAAUUUGAAUAUUCUUUUUGACCAGAAAUUCCAUUUUUUUGGGAUUUUUGUGUGGGUGAGGAGACUGAGAUACAGAAGUAUAUUUCAGAUUACAAUGGCAUCACGUACUCAAGAAAAAGAAGGAUAUGAUCCCAAGCUCUAG
Messenger RNA from Blepharisma stoltei, 249 nucleotides. Lineage: Eukaryota; Ciliophora; Heterotrichea; Heterotrichida; Blepharismidae. The record is from the annotation of a GenBank genome assembly.